GUGUGCGACGGAACCACCGACAGCGGCGCUCGUCGAUGAUGUAAACGCCGCCUGUCUGACAGCUCAAAUGACUCCGUGGGAAUGAAGGCACUGUCUCCAACAAUAAACCACCACUUCACGCUGCGAUCCAGUUAAAUAAAAAUGAGCUCGGAUUAAAUCGAUCUGAACUUUAAUCCGUUGACUCGCGUGGCGGGCUGCAGCAUGUCGUUCCUCGUGGACUCCGUCAUCAUGUUCACCUCUCAGGUGCUCUUCUUUGGUUUCGGAUGGCUGUUCUUUAUGCGACAGCUCUUCAAAGAUUACGAGGUGCGGCAGUAUGUGGUCCAAGUCGUCUUCUCCAUCACCUUUGCCUUCUCAUGCACCAUGUUUGAGCUCAUCAUCUUUGAGAUUCUUGGUGCAUUAAGCAGUAGCUCCCGGUAUUUCCACUGGAAGCUGAACUUGUACGUGAUCCUGCUGGUGCUCAUCUUCGUGGUGCCGUUCUACAUCGGCUACUUUGUGGUCAGCAACAUACGCCUGCUGCAGAGACAGAAGCUCCUGUUCGCGUGUGUGGUGUGGUUUACCUUCAUGUACUUCUUCUGGAAGCUGGGCGACCCCUUCCCAAUCCUCAGCCCCAAACACGGCAUCCUGUCCAUCGAGCAGCUGAUCAGCCGCGUGGGGGUCAUCGGGGUCACCCUGAUGGCCCUGCUGUCGGGGUUCGGUGCCGUCAACUGCCCCUACACCUACAUGUCCUACUUCCUCAGGAACGUGACGGACAGCGACAUCCUGGCCCUGGAGAGGAGGUUGCUCCAGACUAUGGACAUGAUCGUCAGCAAGAAGAAAAGGAUGGCGAUGACGCGGCGCCAGAUGUACCAGCGCGGCGAGGACCAGAACAAGCAGACGGGCUUCUGGGCCAUGAUCAAGAGCGUGACGUCCUCGCCGUCGGGCACCGAGAACCUCUCCCUGGUGCAGCAGGAGGUGGACGCCCUGGAGGAGCUGAGCCGGCAGCUGUUCCUGGAGACGGUGGACCUGCAGACCACCAAGGAGCGCAUCGAGUACUCCAAGACGUUCCAGGGGAAGUACUUUAACUUCCUGGGAUACUUCUUCUCCAUCUACUGUGUCUGGAAAAUCUUCAUGGCCACAAUAAACAUCGUGUUCGACCGCGUUGGGAAGACGGACCCCGUGACGAGGGGGAUCGAGAUCACCGUCAACUGGCUCGGCAUUCAGUUUGAUGUGAAGUUUUGGUCGCAGCACAUCUCCUUCAUCUUGGUGGGCAUCAUCAUCGUUACCUCCAUCCGAGGUCUUCUCAUCACGCUGACCAAGUUCUUCUACGCCAUCUCCAGUAGCAAGUCGUCCAACGUCAUCGUCCUGGUCCUGGCUCAGAUCAUGGGCAUGUACUUUGUGUCCUCGGUGCUGCUCAUGAGGAUGAGCAUGCCUCUGGAGUACCGCUCCAUCGUGACCGAGGUCCUCGGAGAGCUGCAGUUCAACUUCUACCACCGCUGGUUCGACGUCAUCUUCCUCGUCAGCGCGCUCUCCAGCAUCCUCUUCCUCUACCUCGCUCACAAGCAGGCGCCCGAGAAACAGAUGGUCCUCUGAUGACCUCUCUCUCUCGUUCUCUCUCUCGCUCUGUCUCUCUCUCUCGCUCUCUCGCUCUUCCUCUCGCUCUCUCUCUGUCUCUCUUUAUCUCUCUCUCUGUC
Molecule: messenger RNA, 1670 nt
Organism: Gadus morhua (Atlantic cod)
Lineage: Eukaryota; Metazoa; Chordata; Actinopteri; Gadiformes; Gadidae
Gene: gphra
Product: Golgi pH regulator
Exons: 14
Coding region: 202-1569 (455 amino acids)
Biological process (GO): intracellular pH reduction
Cellular component (GO): Golgi cisterna membrane
Molecular function (GO): voltage-gated monoatomic anion channel activity
Source: RefSeq, a predicted model, not a curated record